CGUAUAUCGAUUGCGGCAUAUAUUCCACGUCAAGCGCUUGCAGUCCGAAGAUUUUUUAUUUUAAUUUGUUUGAGUUGAGCGCAAUACAUUAAAAAUGGUGAGCUUGCUACAGGAAAUCGACACAGAACAUGAGGAUAUGGUUCACCAUGCGGCGCUUGACUUCUAUGGACAGCUACUGGCUACCUGUUCGUCAGACGGAAGCAUCCGAAUCUUCAACUCCCGUAAAAACAACAAGGUUCUCACUGAACUGAAGGGACACCAGGGUCCUGUGUGGCAAGUAGCAUGGGCACAUCCAAAGUUUGGCAGCAUCUUAGCAUCGUGCUCCUAUGAUCGCAAAGUAAUUAUUUGGAAGUCGACUACACCCAGAGAUUGGGCUAAACUAUAUGAGUACAGCAAUCAUGACUCCUCGGUCAAUUCCGUGGACUUUGCGCCUCCAGAAUAUGGUUUAGUGCUUGCUUGUGCCAGCUCGGAUGGUUCGAUUUCAGUGCUCACCUGCAACACGGAGUACGGUAGUUGGGAUGCCAAGAAGAUACCCAAUGCUCAUACAAUUGGAGUUAAUGCUAUUUCCUGGUGCCCGGCACAGGCACCCGAUCCAGCCUUUGAUCAGCGAGUCACUUCACGCAAUACCGCCGUAAAACGUUUGGUCAGCGGAGGGUGCGAUAAUCUCGUUAAGGUGUGGCGUGAAGAUAAUGAUCGCUGGGUUGAUGAGCACCAUCUCGAAGCACAUUCCGAUUGGGNAUAUUUUCAAUAA
Drosophila arizonae is the source of this 751-nucleotide messenger RNA. RefSeq names its product protein SEC13 homolog. NCBI's taxonomy places the organism in Eukaryota, Metazoa, Arthropoda, Insecta, Diptera, Drosophilidae. The record is from RefSeq and is a predicted model, not a curated record.